This is a messenger RNA of Scedosporium apiospermum, 627 nucleotides long. RefSeq lists its product as uncharacterized. The record is from RefSeq and is a predicted model, not a curated record. NCBI's taxonomy places the organism in Eukaryota, Fungi, Ascomycota, Sordariomycetes, Microascales, Microascaceae. The coding region runs from base 1 to 627 and encodes 208 amino acids. The transcript has 4 exons.
AUGGCUGCACCAAUGUUACCUCCUAUUCGCCUGCUGAGCUGGCCUCUUCGUGAUGUCAUCUCGUUUUGCGUGCAGAAUUUCGUCCCUGUUCCCGAACACCCGUUGCUCUCUGAUUAUCCGCGGAGACCCCGCCCGCAGAUGUGCGGAGCCUGGGUAGAGGCGCUUCCGGAGUUGGCGAUUGGGGGUGACGCCGAGCCCUUGCCAUCUGCCAUCAAGGCUCUUGGUGUCACACUGGCCGCCUUCAGCCAGACAACUAGAGCACCAAUUCCGGAUGCCCUUGAGGCUCAAUGUGCCGCCAUUGGUACUUUGCAGUCCGCCAUCCGCGAUAAUACCGUUUCGCCUUCGAACGAACUGGCGGCUACUAUAAUGUGCUUGUUCGUAUCAGAGAUGCUGCUACCAACCUCAGCUAUGAGCUCCGUGAUCCACGAAAGGGGCAUUGGUGACUUGAUUCGAGUUAAUCAGCCCUCCUUCUACUCCUUUGGGGUACCGCACAAACUCUUUGUUGGAUUCCGGCCAACUCUUAUGCUUCAUGCUUUCCUGAAUCGCAAGUCCACAUUCCUGGCAGAUGACGACUGGAAGAGUGAACCAUUCGAGCCGGGACCUGAAAGUUUUAGAGUCGACGUCUAA